This is a messenger RNA of Sardina pilchardus (European sardine), 4560 nucleotides long. RefSeq names its product stonin 2 (gene ston2). The record is from RefSeq and is a predicted model, not a curated record. The coding region runs from base 30 to 2693 and encodes 887 amino acids. Gene Ontology annotation, molecular function: clathrin-cargo adaptor activity. Gene Ontology annotation, biological process: regulation of endocytosis; synaptic vesicle endocytosis. Gene Ontology annotation, cellular component: clathrin-coated vesicle; synaptic vesicle. NCBI's taxonomy places the organism in Eukaryota, Metazoa, Chordata, Actinopteri, Clupeiformes, Clupeidae. The transcript has 6 exons.
CCCUCCUGGUUGCCGUGACACCCUGGGCUAUGGCCACCAGCAGUAGCGGCAGUAACAGCAGCAGCGGCGGUGACGGGAGAACGACGCCUCGAGCGGCCUGGGCGGCCUUCAGCGACGGUGGCCCCUCCUCCUCCUCCUCCUCCUCCUCCCCUGCUGAGGGGCGGCGCACAGGCGAGGGGAGCGUCCCGCAGUUGCCCGACCGAGCCCUGCCCACCUCAGACUCCUCUGCCUGGGCAGAAGAUACGCCUGCUCAGCCUCCUCAGUCCAGCUCCUGGGUCCAGUUCGAGGAGAAGCCGUGGUCCUCGUCCCCUCCCCCGCCCCCGUUGCAGGUAAAAGGCCCCAGGCACAGUGUCUGCUCCUCUGCCAGUUUCUGGAGCGUGGUGCCCCCCUCUGAAAGCAGCUGGACCACACAGUCAGAGGAGCAGAGUUCUCUGAGCAUGGGGGCCUCCUCCUGUGACCUGCCCUCCCUCAACGCAGAGAGCCCCUCACGGCCACACUCCUCCAGUUCAUCUGUCUUCCAGGAAGAUGAGGGAGUAGCCAUGGAUUCCUUCAACUGGACAUCCAACAACAAGCACACAAAUGGCCAAACGAACAGCAACAGCACCCGCUUUGCCAGCUGGGUCACCUUCGACGAUGACGAGGAGCCCGUGUUUCAGCCGCCGAACCGGCCGACCCAGAUGAACCUCGACAACCUGAACCGCUCGGCCCUCCAGGACUCCAACAGCAACCUGAUCGUGUCUCUCGACCAGAACCAGCGGCGAGCCGAGCGCCAUCUUCUGGACCUGACUCCGGACGGCACCAACCCGGCCUUCGUGCUGGACGGUCCGCUGAUCCACAGCCCGACGAGCUACGACAAGAAGAACCCGUUCUUCGCCGAGGAGUUCUCCAACCUCCAGCCCUCCACCAUCAACCCCUUCAGCUCCUUCUUCGACCAGCAGGAAGUGACACACUCGCAGAGCAAUGGCUCCUUCCUGGACAGCCCCGCGUCGCUCUCCUACAGCUCGCCGUUCUUCCAGUCCACCGACUCCGACCUGCAGGGCGAGUCCGUCCUGCUGUUCUCCUCCGUGGCCGAGCCCGAGCCCGGCGGCACGGACGAGGGUCAAGAAGGUCAAAAAGACUCGUCCAGAGACGGGCUGGACACUCUCCGGAACCUUCAGAUCUCCGACCCGGACGAGUGCGGCAGCCCCACGCUGCCCGACGACCCGGCCGAGGCUCCGGGCGACGAGGAGGAGGAGGAGGAGGCGACGUACACGCCGAGCCACAUGAUGGCGCAGGACGGCUGGCCCAUGCUGCUGCGCAUCCCCGAGAAGAAGAACAUCAUGUCGUCGCGCCACUGGGGCCCAAUUUUCGUGCGCCUCAGCGACUCGGGCAGCCUGCGGCUCUUCUACGAGAAGGGCCUGGAGAAGCCGUUCAAGACGUUCCAGCUGACCGCCGGCCACGAGCUGUCCGAGCACAAGCUGCAGAACUACGACGACGGCGGGCGCGUCCACACGCUCAGCGUCGACCACGUGGUGUACAAGGAGAAGCGCAAGAUCCAGCCCAAGGUGUCGGUCGUCCACCUGCCGUUCCGGGAGCAGCUGGUCAAGCUGGGGACCAAGAACUACGAGGACUUCCUGAGCUUCAGACACGCGCUGCAGGAGCGGCUGGUGGGACUGACCGCGGACGUGGGCCCCUCGAGCGCGCCCGUCAGCUACGCGGACGAGGAGGUGGCGGUGGAGGUCCGAGACGAGUUCUACGGGGUGGUGGCCAAAGGGGACUGCCGGAUACUGGAGCACCUGGUUCUGACCCGGGUCAGCAUGCUGGUCUUCGUGUCCGGCUCGCCGGCCUGCCGCCUGGGCCUCAACGACGUCCAGGUGAAGGGUAAAGAGGUCGUGUCCAGGCACGACAUCAUCCCCAACACCACCACGCGCUGGAUACGGCUGCGAGAGUGCCAGCUGCACCAGUCGGUGGACGAGCAGGACUUCGCCCAGACGCGCGCCGUGGCGUUCAGCCCUCCGGUCGGCCGGCGCUUCGAGCUGCUGCGCUUCCGCACGGCGUUCGCCGAGAAGACGCUGCCCUUCACGGUGCGGACGGUGGCCAGCGUGCGCGGCGCCGAGGUGGAGCUGCAGUCGUGGCUGGUGAUGUCCACGGGCUUCUCGUCCAACCGCGACCCGCUCACGCUCAUCCCGUGCGAGAACGUCAUGAUCCGCUACCCCAUCCCCGAGCUCUGGGCCAAGAACUUCCGCCGGGAGGGCGUCACGGGGGAGAAGUCCCUCAAGGCCCGCUUCAACAAAAGCGCCAGCUUCGGGUCCACCAGCUCGUCGGGCUCGGAACCGGCCAUGAGGGUGACCCUGGGGACGGCCAAGUACGAGCAGGCCUUCUCCGCGGUGGUGUGGAGGAUCAGUCGUCUGCCGGACAAAAACUCAGCACUGGGCCACCCUCACACGUUCUUCUGCCACCUGGAGCUGGGCUCCGACUGGGAGGUGCCGCAGCACUUCCACUGCCAGAUCGAGGUGGAGUUCGACAUGCCCGCCACUUGUGCCUCUAAGGCCACCGUACGCUCGCUCUCUGUCGAGGACAAGCCCGACAUCAAGAAGUGGAUCACCUACAGGUCACACUUCUCCUACAAGGUUGCCAUUGAGCAGAAGGGGGAGGGUCAGUCGGAGAGCCCCGCCCCCGAGGGUGACCGGCCUGGACAGUGUGCCCAUCAGUGAGGGCGCGAGGGACGACUCGUCGACGUCGUCACGCGUCCGCCCCGCACUCCUCACGGACUCGUUCGCAAGAUGCACUUUUGAAGACACAGGGAUGUGGCGUGACCCGGGACCGGGACGAACUGCUCCGAUACGAACUGGAGAUCCACACACAGGGCUAGGGCCCAGGGAGGGGGCAUGUACUGUAAGCAGGGACUGAGAGGUGAACCUGGCCUGCUCGAUCAACAACAUGGACGCUCAAGCUUGGACACCACUCUCCAGUAUCUGAGCAGCUCUGAAUGGUUAACACAGGUCUUUUCUUCCCUUAUGUCUUGUUUUGAGUUUUUUUUUCUUCUCUUUAUAUAACCCAAAUGAUUAGGUGAGUCUGUGGGUGAAUUCGUUGGUUAUGCAUGAGUCUGUUUGGGUCCCUCCCUGUCCAACAGGUUUGAACAUUGGAGUGAUGAAAUAGAGAGUUAGUCAGUAGAGAACUCUGUAUUUUGACCCGCAUUUUCAGCCCACUGUAAUGUAUUUAUAAGGUUGCCGUUUGGAGAACUCAAACAUUCAAGUAUCAAGUGUGGGUGAAAAAGUGCUCUUACUUUUAAAUUUGGGGACAGCUAGCAUGGAAACAGUGAUAAAUAUAUGUUACUGUAAAUAAGUAUGUUUUCUUUCAGUCUUAUUCGGUCUCUGGUGUUGGUUAUAUCUUCUUCAAAAACGACAUUACUUUUAAGCACCUUGUUUACCCAUAGUUUGCAUUCUGGGUAUUUAUUGCUAAAACAGUGCUACAGUAAUCCUGGUAAAGGAGUACAAAAUAGUUGGGUUUCACUUGAAUUUCAAUUUUGGGAAAGCCUUAAUAUUUUAGUGUACAUAAUUCUAAAUUUUAACUUCUUUUACAACAUUUUUUUUUGUGAUUUGUUUUUUUAAUUGAAAGAAAUCUGAAAACACUGAAAUGUCACUAACUGACAUGCCUAUUGAAUGAACACAUUUAGGUGGCUACAUACUUAUAAACAAGUGAAGCAAAAACAACAUUUACAAACAUUACAAAAAGGCUGCUCAAAUUUCUGUCAUCUCGUUGUUUUUGGAUAUAAUACACCUUGAAUUGACCAUGUUAGAGAGCCCCGAGUGAAAAGUGAUUUCGAGAACAUGAAAUGUAGGAUGGGUAAACCCUGCCUGAUCUGCCGGCGAUUUGGAUUUGGCCCCCGGCAGCUCAGGCUGGAAACCAGCACAUCUAUCUCUUCUGCUUCCUUGUCCACAUCUGCUGGGUCCAAUCACGAACUGGCUUAUCCACAAGGUGUAUCCAGAUCGUUAGUCUGAUUGGUUGAAGGACUAUCUAAGUGUACAGCGCCAUUUGAACUAUGCCCAACUAUACAGUAGAAAUAAAGCGCAGACUCCCCAGACUAAUGUUCAAUCUUUGAUCAAAGAUUGAGCUUAGUAUGGUGAUAGCCAGACCAUAUGAAAAGGGUAUUUCUGCUCGUACGCAGAUGAUGUUGCUACAUUUCCUGUUUCACGGGGCAUUUGUAAAACUACUGAAUGCUGUUUGUCCUAAUGAAUGUGCAUUUCUACUACUAACAGAAGAAACUGAGUUGCACUGGAUUUUCCAAGAAAAAAAAGUGUGCAAAAAGUGUCUGUACAUGUCUGACACAACCCUACCAUUUGUAUGUGUUUUUAGAUCUAAAAGUAAUUUAUGAAACAAAUGUUACCCUUGUAUGAAUGUCAUUGUCAUUGUGUCAUAAAAGCCUAUUUGUAGCCUAUAGGUAGAUUUUCUCUCCUGUCAAUGACGUGUACAUACAGAAAAUCAGAUUCCAGUAAACUAGCAUGAACUAACUGACUCAUGGUCCAUAAUUAUCAGAACCACAUGUUUUAAUAAUAAAUACAAUGUCUUUAGCCAAGCAUC